Megalops cyprinoides (Indo-Pacific tarpon) is the source of this 4648-nucleotide messenger RNA. RefSeq names its product myosin binding protein C1 (gene mybpc1). The coding region runs from base 94 to 3693 and encodes 1199 amino acids. The record is from RefSeq and is a predicted model, not a curated record. Lineage: Eukaryota; Metazoa; Chordata; Actinopteri; Elopiformes; Megalopidae. Gene Ontology annotation, molecular function: protein binding. The transcript has 34 exons.
CCAGCCUGAGGGUCCCAGUCUGUCAUACCUGCACCCCCUGUCUCGUGUCCCCCCUACGCCGCUGGUCCCACUGGUCUGAGGACAGCGCUCAGAAUGCCUGAGCCCACCAAGAAAGAUGAAGCACCCAAUGCACCACCAGAAGAGAGCGUGCUUAGCGAGGCUCCACCUCCACCCGAGGCCUCCCCUCCUCCAGAGCAGCCCGUGACUUCUGAGAAGGAGAAAGCUGAGGCCAUCAUUGUGGUGGUCACCCCAUCCCCGGAAGAUAAAGAUGAUGACGCUGCCAGAACCCCGUCACCGCAUCUUCCAACAGACGAUAGCACCUCCAACUCAGCCAAGGGGAGAAAAGACUCAGUGUGGUCUCUGGGAGAAGGACAGCCUCCAGAAGAAGUAGACAAACAGCAGCAGCAGCAACAGCAGCAGCAGCAGCAGCAGCAACAGCAGCAGGAUAACAAUGCCCAGCUCUCAACCCUCCUCAUUGAGAAACCCCAAGGCGGCUCCAUCACUGUGGGGGGAGACAUCACCUUCAUCGCCAAGGUUGAGGCCAAGGACCUGCUGCGCAAACCCACCAUCAAAUGGUUCAAGGGGAAGUGGAUGGAUCUGGCCAGCAAGACUGGGAAGCACCUACAGCUGAAGGAGAGCUUCGACCGCAUUACCAAGGUUCAUACAUUUGAGAUGCACAUAAUCAAGGCCAAAGAGAACUAUGCUGGGAACUACAGAUGCGAGGUCACCUACAAGGACAAAUUUGACAGCUGCUCCUUUGAUUUAGAAGUGAAGGAUGUGCCGGAAGUCUCUUCAACGGUUGACAUUCGAUCAGCUUUCAAAAGGAGCAAUGAAGGCCAAGACGAUGCAGGAGAGCUUGACUUUAGUGGUCUUCUUAAACGUAGAAUGAACAGGGAGCCGAAGCAGGAGGAGGCCGCCCCGGAGGUCGACGUGUGGGAGAUCCUGAAGAACGCCCGCCCGGACGAGUACGAGAAGAUCGCCUUCAUGUACGGGAUCACUGAUCUGAGGGGCCUGCUGAAGAGGCUGAAGAAGACCAAGAAGGAGGAGAAGAAGAGUGAAGCUUUUGCUAAGAAGCUAGAGCCAGCAUACCAGGUGGACAAAGGAGGGAAGAUCAGGCUUGUGGUAGACCUGGCCGACCCCACUGUGGAGUUGAAGUGGUACAAGAACGGCCAGGAGAUCCGUCCCUCCCCCAAUCAACGGAAGUACAUCUUUGAGCACAAAGGCACCCAGCGGAUCAUGGUCAUCAACAACUGCUCCUUGCAGGACGAUGCUGCCUACUCCGUCUGUGCUGGUAACGAGAAGUGCUCCACCGAGUUGUUUGUGAAAGAGUUACCAGUGACUAUAACCAAAGGACUAGCAGAUGUGAAGACGACAGUUAAUGAACGAAUUGAGUUGGAAUGUGAAGUGUCUGAAGAAGGAGCUCAAGUCAAAUGGCUAAAGAAUGGUGUGGAGGUCCCUACUGGAGUCCGCUCACGUUACCGCAUCAAAAGUGAGGGGACCAAGCACUGGCUGGUCAUUGAUGAUGCCACAAAAGACGACACAGGCACCUACUCUUUGAUGGCCAGUGGUGGCACGUCUGAGGCCCAUGUGCAGAUUGACUUGAAGCCUCUGAAAAUUUAUCAGGACCUGGUAGACCAGACAGUCCUCCUGGGGCAGCCACUGAAGCUACACUGUGAGAUUUCCCCUGGGAACGUUCCUGGCCGCUGGUACCGGAAUGGUCAGCUGAUACAACCCAAUGAGCGCAUUACCAUCCACCACAGGGCCAGGAACCACAGGCUAGAGAUCGAAAGUGCAAGUCUCCACGAUGCAGGGGAUUACACCUUUGUGCCCGAGGGGUACUCCCAAAGCCUCUCUGCCAAAAUCCACAUCAUAGACCCCCCAAAGGUGCACCUGGACAGCCUGAACUUCCCUGACAACACCGUGACCAUCGUGGCAGGAAACAAACUGCGCCUGGAGAUCCCCACCAGUGGGGAGCCGGCCCCCAGAGUGGUGUGGAUGAAGGGGGAGAGGGUGAUCCUGGACACUGGGAGCCGGGUUCGAGCAGAGACGUUUUCUGACCACACCAGCCUCACCAUCGAUGUUGCAGAGAGGGAGGACACUGGGAACUACAACAUUGUACUGCAGAAUGAGGCAGGAGAGGACAAGGCUACUGUCAAAGUCAAGGUUGUAGACAUCCCUGACCCCCCUGAACCCCCCAUCAUUGGUGUGGUUGGAGGAGACUGGUGUACUAUGACCUGGGAUCCUCCCUACUACGAUGGGGCCUCACCCAUCUUAGGAUACUUCAUUGAAAGAAAGAAGAAGCAGAGCUCCAGGUGGAUGAGGCUAAACUUUGACCUUUGCAAGGAGACCACCUUUGAGCCCAAAAAGAUGAUUGAGGGUGUCCCCUACGAGGUUCGAGUGUUCGCAGUGAAUGCCAUCGGCGUGUCCCGACCCAGCGAGCCCUCCAAAUCCUUUGUGCCACUGGCGGUGACCAGUGAGCCUACCAUGCUGGUGGUGGAUGAUGUCACUGACAACACGGUGACGAUUAAGUGGCGCCCCCCAGACACCAUCGGUGCUGCAGGGCUGGAUGGCUACAUGGUGGAAUACUGCAUCGAAGGAACUGAUGACUGGACUGCAGCCAACAAGGAGCUAAUUGAGAAAACCAAGUACACCAUCACAGGCUUGACUCCUGAGUCAAAGAUCUUAGUGCGGGUGAAGGCCAUCAAUGCUGCGGGGGAGAGCCCAUCCAGGGCUCUCCAGCACUCCAUCCUGGUCAAAGAGGUCGUCGAGCCUCCUAAGAUCCGCCUGCCGAGGCACCUGAAGCAGACGUACACUCGCAAGGUCGGAGAGACCGUUAACCUUGUGGUGCCCUUCCAGGGAAAACCCAGACCCAAGGUGAGCUGGCUGAAGGAUGGGCAGACCAUUGACCCCAGCCAGGUGAACAUCCGUAACAGUGACUGUGACAGCAUCAUCUUCAUCCGCAAGGCCGAGAGGAAGCACUCCGGCAAGUACGAGCUGACCGUGCAGGUGGAGAACUACGUGGACACCGCCAUCUUGGACAUACAGAUUGUGGACCUCCCUGGACCACCGAAGAGUGUAAAGAUCGAAGAAGUGUGGGGUGAAAAUGUAACGCUGGAAUGGACCCCCCCGAAGGACAGUGGCAACGCUGCAAUAACAGGCUACACCAUCCAGAAGGCAGACAAGAAAACUAUGGAGUGGUUCACUGUUAUAGAACACUACCACCGCACCUGCAUCACCCUCAAUGACCUGGUGGUGGGGAACGAGUAUUAUUUCCGCAUCUACUCAGAGAACAUGUGCGGUCUGAGCGAGACCGCCACACCCACCAAAGAUAGUGCGCUCAUCGCCAAAGACGGCAUGAAUCUGAAGGUCCCGGAGUACACAGAGUACGACUUCGCAGAGGCGCCUCACUUCACCCAGCCCCUCAUCAACAUUCUGGCCAUCGCUGGCUACAACGCCACACUCAACUGCAGCGUCCGCGCCAACCCCAAGCCCAAGGUGAUGUGGAUGAAGAACAAGAUGACUAUCAUCAAUGACCCGCGCUACCGCAUGUUCUGCAGCCAAGGGGUGUGCACCCUGGAGAUCCGCAAGCCCAGCCCCUUCGACGGGGGCACCUACACCUGCAAGGCCAUCAAUGACCUGGGGGAGGCGCAGGUGGACUGUAAGCUCGAGGUCAAAGUCCCCCAGGAAUUGUGAGUGUAUGUUAUCAUCCAAGGGGGCUUUACCUUUUCUGAGCUAAUGAAGCGGGGAGUGCCUUUACAUCUGAUUGACAAAUACAUGAAUGAGACCAAGAGCCCUGAGCCAGAGAGGAAGUGACUGCACUGACCACUGAUACAGCUGGACUUUCCAGAAACACAUCACCACUGCGUUUCCAUCUCUCUCGUAGAACCGGUGGGGAAAGGGGGAGGGGCUUAGGCAAGGCAUGGAGAAGACAUGUUGUGUGCAGACAUGGAGCUAGUUACCAUAGUUACAAUAGAAGAGUUUGUUCAUCAUUGGUUUUUGCAUCCCCUGCACACAUAUGGUGGGAAAUUAAGUGAUUUCAGUUCUGACGCAUGUUAGUGGACUUUGGCAAGUAGCUUUGUGUGUAGAGACAGACAUGUUAGGGUGGAAUAAGGUAGAAAUCAGACUCAUAUUUUAAAGAAUGUAUCCAUUAAAUAUUUAUUCAAGCUUCUCAAGAGCGGAUUUCAAGGCUAGGCUCUAUCACAGGAAUAACAAUGGACACAUUUUAGUGUAUUCACUCCUUUAAAAUGUAAUUAAUGAAAGAUGUCAUCAGUGACAUUUUGCUGAUUUUAUUUUCAUAUUGCUGUUCUAAGAGAUUUAUAUGCUUGGCACUGAAAUCUGAAUGCUUACAAACGGGAAUGUGUUGCUUUUUUCUUUUUCUUAUUUCUCAUAUUGUUUCCUAUUGCAUGACUCUUGUCUUGGCAGUUCUCCCUGUAUACACCUAUGUGUAUACACAUGUUCUUUUUGUGUGUACUCAUUGCGUUUUUUGUGGUUUCUCUUUCAGUGAAUUUUCUUUCAAGCGAGUCUCCCUUAUGGGUUAAGACUUAAUAAUACAAGCAGGUCAUCUUAGGCAUUGAAGUGUGUGCUUAUCUUCAGGGUCCCUGUGCAAUUCAUCAUUUAAUUAAUAAAAUAUCAUGUGUAUCUUAUAAAA